UGGCAGCGCAAGCUGCUGCGCAAGUCGGGCUGCGAGCCCUUUGGCGUGCGGCGAGAGCUGUUUGGAGAGGCGGGCGGCGAGGCAGGGAUGGCCCUCGUGCGCGGCGCGGCGCUCGUCGUCGGCUUGCACACGGACGAGGUGACGGAGGCCAUCGUCGACGCGGCGCUCGCCGCCCGUACGCCGUUCGCCGUCGUGCCCUGCUGUGUCUUCUCCCGCCUGUUCCCCGGCCGGCGGCUCCGCAGCGGCCGGCCGGUGACGUCACACCCGUCGCUUGUCGCCUACUUGCUCGAGAAGCACCCCGCCGUCCGCUCCGCGCGCCUUGGCUUUGCGGGAAAGGACGUCGUCGUUUUUUGCACCGACUACGGCGCCCCGUCGGACGCCGCGCACCUAAUGUGUGCCCCGUGCGACGAGGGAUGA
Messenger RNA from Emiliania huxleyi CCMP1516, 417 nucleotides. RefSeq lists its product as hypothetical. The record is from RefSeq and is a predicted model, not a curated record. The annotation marks the transcript as partial. The transcript has a single exon. Lineage: Eukaryota; Haptophyta; Isochrysidales; Noelaerhabdaceae.